AGCAGCCGCAAAAGUUAUCUUCUCUCUCGGUUCUCAUCGAAUCCACACAGAUUGAAGAAAGGGAGGAAGAAGAACGAAAUAUCUGAGAAACAAAAUGAGUGGAACGUUGAGAAACAAAGUACAGAGGAAAUGCAAAAUGAGGGGUUAUACUCUGAAAGUAGAAGCCCUAACUGAGAUCCUUUCUUUCUUAAGCAACUAUGAAGACGCUGAAGAUGAAGCCCUUGAGCUCCUCCUUGAUGAGCUUCAACAUCAAUCAUUGAAGUCUUCAAUUCUUGAUAAAGAGCCUAUACAGCGUGUUGUAAGUCUGCUGUGUGAAGCUGCAUCUGCAACUGAUGAUACUCUUGGUACAAAUACGAGUUCCUCUUUCAGUGUAAUUGACGCCUUCCUAAUUCCAAAAUUCCGUUAUGAUCCUAUCAAAAAGAUUUUUUGCGAACAUACAGGGAGACUUCCGAUUCAUGGUGAUGCUCCUUCAAAAGCUUGGUUGUAUAGAGAUAGAUUUCUUUUGUUGUCGCAAAGGCUUUCUCGAAUUCCACAGUUUUCAAGUUCUUCAUUUGAUAGUGAAUUAUCCGAAUUCGGUAGCUGUGAGAUAUCUAAAAUUCAAUCUCUAGUUGGACGAACUGGAGUAUGUUGGGUAAUGGGUGUCAUAUCUCAAUUAGAAGAUGGCCAUUUCUACUUAGAAGACCUUACAGGAGCUGUUGAAAUCAAUCUUUCUAAUGCAAUAUCCUUAAUCACUUGA
Messenger RNA from Lactuca virosa, 736 nucleotides. The record is from the annotation of a GenBank genome assembly. NCBI's taxonomy places the organism in Eukaryota, Viridiplantae, Streptophyta, Magnoliopsida, Asterales, Asteraceae.